GAAACACACAGGAUUAAAGUCCAGGGCUGGGACUUCCUUCUCUGGGUGUUUGACAAGGACUGACGUACUCUAGGUCUUUGAAUCCCGGAAGUCCAGGACACACCCAGCCUUGGGUGCAGCAUCCUGAGUGCCGGAGCGUAGGUGAAAGGACGGAAGCAAACAACAUUUCAACAUGAGGGACCCGCUGACAGACUGCUCGUAUAAUAAGGUUUACAAGAACCUAAAGGAGUUUUCCCAAAAUGGAGAAGAUUUCUGCAAGCAGGUCACAUCCAUUCUUCAGCAAAGGGCAAACUUGGAGAUUAACUAUGCCAAAGGACUUCAGAAACUGGCAACCAAGCUGAGCAAAGCAUUGCAGAGCACAAAGAAAAACUGUCUCGUCAGUGCCUGGGCCUGGGUCUCGGAGGGCAUGAAAUCUACAGCGGACCUGCAUCAAAAACUUGGCAAAGCAAUUGAGCUGGAAGCAAUAAAACCAACUCAUCAAGUCCUAAGUGUACAUGAAAAGAAGAGAAAAUCACUUGAGAACGAAGUUGAAAAGACAGCAAAUCUUGUCAUUAGCAACUGGAAUCAACAAAUUAAGGCCAAGAAGAAAUUGAUGGUUAGUACCAAGAAGCACGAAGCACUUUUCCAGCAUGUAGAACGCUCCAGGCAAACUACGACUGAGAAGGAGAAGCAGCAGCUCCUCAGUAAACUGAAAAAAUCAACUGAGAAGUUGGCAAAAGAAGAUGAAAAUUACUACCAAAAGAAUGUGGCCAGCUGCUCUACUAGACUGAAAUGGGAGAACACACUGGAGAACUGCUUCCAGAGCAUCCUGGAGCUGGAGAAGGAAAGAAUUCAACUCUUAUGCAAUAACUUAAACCAGUACUCCCAACAUAUUUCUGGUUUUGGCCAAACCCUGACCACAUGCCACACGCAGAUUCACUGCGCCAUCAGCAAGAUCGAUGUUGAAAAAGACAUCCAGGCUCUCAUCGAGAAAACUGCAAUUUCAUCUGCAGAAAAUAAAUCUGAGUUCCUAUUAACUGAUUACUUUGAAGAAGAUCCUAAAAAUGCAAUGAGUAAAGAGCGACAAGAGUCUUCAAUAAAAUCAAAACUGCUGAGAUUGCAAAAAGACAUUGAAAAGGCCUCGAGAGACCGGGAAGGCCUGGAACGGAUGCUGAGAGCCUACACCAGCCACUCCUCCUUUUCAGACACAGAGAACCAAAAAAGCACAGCAGCCUUAAUGGACGAGACCAACUUGAAACUAGACCUUCUGCAAGCAAACUCCUACAAACUGUCAUCUGUGUUAGCAGAACUUGAGCAAAGACCUCAGCCCAGCCAUCCCUGUAGUGACUCCAUCUUCAAGUGGAAAGAAAAGCAGCAGACACAUAGUUCUGUAAAAAUAACUCGACCAUUUCUGAUGAAGAGAUUAGAGACUGUUAUGAGCAAGGCAUCUUCUGGCGGGCAAAGAAUGCCAAGUUCUUCAUCUACAGCCUCCGGUGUGACCCAGCUCGGCAAUGGUCUUUGCAAGGCCUUGUAUUCUUUCCAAGCCAGGCAAGAUGAUGAAUUGGAUUUGGAAAAAGGUGACAUUGUGACUAUACACAAGAAAAAAGAAGAAGGAUGGUGGUUUGGAUCUUUAAAGGGAAAAAAAGGCCAUUUUCCUGCCGCCUACGUGGAGGAGCUUCCAUUAAGUGCUGGGAACACAGCUUCACAAGCAUAAACAAGCUUCUGAAGGCACCGCCUUACACACUCUGUAAAUUAUACAAUGUGGUGCAAAU
Molecule: messenger RNA, 1751 nt
Organism: Vicugna pacos (alpaca)
Lineage: Eukaryota; Metazoa; Chordata; Mammalia; Artiodactyla; Camelidae
Gene: NOSTRIN
Product: nitric oxide synthase trafficking
Biological process (GO): signal transduction
Cellular component (GO): plasma membrane; cytoplasm
Molecular function (GO): protein binding
Source: RefSeq, a predicted model, not a curated record